GCUGCACCUACAACUGCAGCACCACCUACUGCAGCACCUACAACUCCUGCACCUACAACAGCUGCCCCAACAACUCCUGCACCUACAACUGCAGCCCCUACAACUGCAGCCCCUACAACCGCUGCACCUACAACUGCUGCACCUACAACUCCUGCCCCUACGACAGCUGCACCAACAACUCCUGCACCUACAACUGUAGCCCCUACAACUGCAGCACUAACUACUGCUGCACCUACAACUGCUGCACCUACAACAGCUGCACCUACGACAGCUGCACCUACGACAGCUGCACCUACGACUGCCACACCAACAACUGCUGCCCCUACAACUCCUGCCCCUACAACAGCUGCAUCAACAACAACCGCACCUACAACAGCAGCACCAACUACUGCAGAACCAACAACAGCCGCACCUACAACAGCAGCACCUACAACUGCAGCACCUACAACAGCAGCACCUACAACUCCUGCCCCUACGACUGCCACACCAACAACUGCUGCCCCUACAACUCCUGCCCCUACGACAGCUGCAUCAACAACAACCGCACCUACAACAGCAGCACCAACUACUGCAGAACCAACAACAGCCGCACCUACAACAGCAGCACCUACAACUGGUGCACCUACAACUGCUGCACCUACAACUCCUGCCUCUACGACAGCUGCACCAACAACUGCAGCACCUACAACAGCAGCACCUACAACUCCUGCCCCUACGACAGCUGCACCAAAUACAGCUGCACCUACAACUGCAGGACCUACAACAGCAGCACCUACAACAGCAGCACCAACUGCAGGACCUACAACAGCAGCACCAACAACCGCAGCACCAACUACUGCAGCACCAACAACUGCAGCACCUACAACAGCUGCACCUACAACUCCUGCCCCUACAACAGCUGCACAUACCACUGCUGCACCUACAACUGCAGCAGCAACUACUGCAGCACCUACAACUCCUGCACCUACAACAGCAGCACCUACAACUUCUGCCCCUACGACAGCUGCACCAACAACAGCCGCACCUACAACAGCAGCACCUACAACUGCUGCACCUACGACAGCUGCACCUACGACAGCUGCACCUACAACUGCAGCACCUACAACAGCAGCACCAACUGCUGAAGCACCUACAACAGCAGCACCUACAACUCCUGCCCCUACGACAGCUGCACAAACAACAGCUGCACCUACGACUGCUGCACCUACAACUGCAGCACCACCUACUGCAGCACCUACAACUCCUGCACCUACAACAGCUGCCCCAACAACUCCUGCACCUACAACUGCAGCCCCCUACUACAACAGCAGCACUGCACCUACAACUGCUGCACCUACAACUCCUGCCCCUACGACAGCUGCACCAACAACUCCUGCACCUACAACUGUAGCCCCUACAACUGCAGCACUAACUACUGCUGCACCUACAACUGCUGCACCUACAACAGCUGCACCUACGACAGCUGCACCCACGACUGCCACACCAACAACUGCUGCCCCUACAACUCCUGCCCCUACAACAGCUGCAUCAACAACAACCGCACCUACAACAGCAGCACCAACUACUGCAGAACCAACAACAGCACCUACAACAGCAGCAUCUACAACUGCAGCACCUACAACAGCAGCACCUACAACUCCUGCCCCUACAACUGCUGCACCAACAACUGCUGCCCCUACAACUCCUGCCCCUACGACAGCUGCAUCAACAACAACCGCACCUACAACAGCACUGCAUCAACAAGAACCGUACAACAGCAUCACCUACAACAGCCGCACCAACAACAGCCGCACCUGCAACAGCCACACCUACAACAGCCACACCAGCAACAGCAGCACCUUCAACAGCAGCGCCUACAACCUCUGCCCCUACGACAGCUGCACCUACAACAGCAGCAACAACAAUAGCCGCACCUACAACGGCAGCACCAAUAACAGCUGCAUCUACAACUUCUGUACCUACAACUCCUGCACCAACAACUGCAGUACCUACAACAUCACCAACAGGUGGAUCAACUGCAACAACUGUAGGUUCCACAACAACUGUUGGACCAACGACAACCAGUGA
Messenger RNA from Perca flavescens (yellow perch), 2067 nucleotides. Its product is annotated as proteoglycan 4-like. The annotation marks the transcript as partial. The transcript has 4 exons. The record is from RefSeq and is a predicted model, not a curated record. Lineage: Eukaryota; Metazoa; Chordata; Actinopteri; Perciformes; Percidae.